AUGAAUGGCGUGGCGAGGGUGGUGAGGAUCGUCGACGACUCGCUGGAGGGUCGUUGCGCGCCGCUGUUUCCCUGCGCGUGGUUUGACAGGAGUUGGUUUGGCACUGCCGGACGAGCGCGUUUGCGAAGGGGGUGCUACGUACGGUUGAAGGUGUGCGAGGGAGGGACGGGGGGGGAGCGAACUCACGUGGUGAGGGCGACGGAGUACAGAGAGAGCGAUAGGGUUUUGGGCGGGGGGUGGUUGGCGUGGCGAGGAGGAGAGACGUGCGCGAUAUCGGAGUUGGCGGCGAAGUGUUUGGGGGUUCGGGGGGUCGAGAGCGUGGACGUGGAGGUGGUGGGGGUGGUGUCGUCGGACGGGGGGGGAGAGAUUGAGGAGAUGGAGUGCGUGUGGGAAGGUCGGUCGGGAGGUGGUGACGGGGCGUGUUUCAGCGAGAGGAGUUUGGAUUGUUUGAGUGGGUUGCUGACUGGUCGGGUGGUGGUGCAGCGCGGGACGUGGCUCGCGGUGAGUUGGUUGAACCGGAUUCAGCACGUGUACGUGGAUCGUUUGAAGUUGGCGGGAGACGAAGUGGAUGCGGGCGUGCUGGUCGUGAGGAGGAGCACGAGGGUGAAGUGGAGGGUUCGGGUCGGCGAGGCGGAGCCGCGCGUGUCUGCGGACUGGUUGGAGGCGUGGCGCAGGAGGGUGAAGGAGGGGGUAGUGGGGUUAGAUGGGGUGAUAGACGAGGUGACACAGGGUAUGUGUGAUUUGAUGAGUGAGUCGUUGAAGGGGGAGCGCGAGGGCGAUUGGCUGGUUCGCGGUUACGUUUUUCACGGUGGUGUCGGGACGGGGAAGAGUGAAUUGGCCGUGCGUUUGGCUAGGAGUUCUGGUUUGAAUUGGAGGGUCGUGAAUCUUUCCUCGUUGAAGUAUUGGAAGUCUGGUCAGGGCGUGAAGGAUAUUUUUGCCGAGGCGGUUGAGGGAGCGCCUUUUUUGUUGAUAUUUGAGGAUUUUAGGGUCGGUGGGAGCGAUUGCGAUUUGAGCGAGAGGUGGUUGUUGUCAGUGAUGAUGAGGGAGUUGGAUGCACUUCGAGCGUUGGCCAGGCCGGUGAUGGUGAUAGUGAUUUGUUCGUCUUUGGGUGACGUUGGUUCGUCGCUGUUUUCCCCCGGGAGGUUGGAGAGGGAGUACGAGUUUUCCGCGUUGUCUGCGGAGGGGCGUGAGUCGUUGUUGGCGCUGCGCACCGAGUGUUGGAGGUUUGAGAGCGAGGAGGAGAGGAAGAGGAUAUGUCGGUUCGUCGCUUCGAGGACGUCGGGGUUUGUGGGUGCGGACUUAGAUGGUUUGUGUGCGCGCGUUUUUUUGAAGGUGUUGGCCGAAUCGAGUGACGGCGAGGGUUUUGCGAGGUUGGUUUGCGCUUCGGACUUUGAGGGUGCGUUGUGUCUGCCGGGAGUUUUGGGGCACUCUGAGGGGCGGGAGGAGGUUCGUUUCGAUGAGCUGGGGGGUUUGGACGACGUUAUAGAGGAGCUGAGGUGUUCGACUGUUUUGUCUGAGUCAGUGAAGUCUUCGCGCGGGAUUUUGCUAUAUGGUCCGUCUGGAACUGGAAAGUCCAGGUUGGUCAUGGCUCUUGCGACGGAGCUUAAGUUCAACUUCGUUUUUGUCCGCGCCGCCAGUUUGAUCUCGAGCUAUGUUGGCGUUGGAGAGCAGGCGGCUAGUCGCCUUUUCGCGGACGCGAGGGCGAGCGCGCCUUGUAUCAUUUACGUUGACCAAUUGGAGCAGCUCGCUGCGGUUCGGAGUGAGGCCCACGCGGAGCAGCUCACGUCGCUGUUGUUGACGGAGAUGGACGGAUUUCUGACCCAUUCGGAUCGCCAGUUGCUCUUUAUUGGUUCCACCACGCGGCCGGACCUGCUGGAUCCUGCCAUUUUGAGACCUGGCAGAUUGGAUCUCGUUUUGUUUGUCCCUCCGCCGAAGGCUUGUCAGAGACUGUCCAUCGUGCGUGUGCUGCUCCGGCGUUUUCCGUCCGUGCAGCUCACCGCGGACCAGUGUUCGGUUUUGGCCGAGAGGACCAAGUGCUACACCGGCGCCGACCUGCAGAGUCUCUUCACGGAGGCCAUUCUAGCCUCUCUGAGGGAGGACAUUGACGCGCGCCGAGUAGAGUGGCGCCACGUCUGGUACGCGUUGUCCGCGACUCGGCCCUCGGUGGAUCUCUCUUCGAUAGUGCAUCCUCUCAACAGGCCUCCGGGCGCGUCGCUGGAAGACUACGAUUAG
Molecule: messenger RNA, 2232 nt
Organism: Schistocerca gregaria
Lineage: Eukaryota; Metazoa; Arthropoda; Insecta; Orthoptera; Acrididae
Exons: 1
Coding region: 1-2232 (743 amino acids)
Molecular function (GO): ATP hydrolysis activity; ATP binding
Source: RefSeq, a predicted model, not a curated record